UUCUGACUCAUCUGAAACUAGCUGGUCAGAUCUCUCUUUUUUUACUCUACAUAUCCUCCCUCUCUCUGCCACUCUAUAACUCUACCACUCUCUACUGCCCUAUAUUCACAAUGAUCAAAACAGACCAGUGUGUAAUUCGCCCCUACACGACCGAAGACAUCGAGUCCAGCUCCCACCACGCCAACAACGCGUCUAUCGCGCGCUGGCUGCGCAACGGAUUCCCGCACCCGUACACCGUCGACGACGCACGCAAAUGGAUCGACUCGGUGCUCAAUUCGUCGCCGAUGUACGACUACGUGAUUGCCGUCAGCGAUGGCACGGAUACCGAUCAGGCGAAAACCACUGCGAUCGGAGGAAUCGGCCUCAAGACACGCUCGGACGUCAACCACCGCACCAUGGAGAUAGGAUACUGGCUCGGCGAGGAAUACUGGGGGCGCGGGAUCGCCACAGGCGUCGUCAAGGCCUUCUCGACCUGGACGUUCGAGACCUUCCCGCAGAUUGUCCGUCUCGAGGCAGAGGUGUACGAGGGCAACGAGGGCAGUGCGCGCGUCUUGACCAAGGCGGGAUAUAAACUCGAGGGGCGGAUGAGGAAGGCGGUGGAGAAGGGGGGGAAGAUUAUGGAUUUGCUUAUCUUUGGCUUAUUGCGGGAGGAUUUAAAAAACGAGGAAUAGAACAGUUGAUAAAUACGAGGUAAUCUAUCGAGUACUGUAUAUUACAGCACCUGGCAGGG
Messenger RNA from Penicilliopsis zonata CBS 506.65, 730 nucleotides. RefSeq lists its product as hypothetical. Gene Ontology annotation, molecular function: acyltransferase activity, transferring groups other than amino-acyl groups. The transcript has a single exon. The coding region runs from base 111 to 671 and encodes 186 amino acids. NCBI's taxonomy places the organism in Eukaryota, Fungi, Ascomycota, Eurotiomycetes, Eurotiales, Aspergillaceae. The record is from RefSeq and is a predicted model, not a curated record.